AUGUACGAUGCGGAAAACGUCGUCGGGGCGCCUGACUUUGAGCCACAGGGAGACGGCUUCCCCGGCGUCGACUUGCUCAUGGACCUCAGCAAUCAUCGCUGUGGGACGCUAGACCUUGUGAAGUGUACAGCAGACCUCGGCGAAGUCUCAGAAUUUCCCGUCAAAUCGCCCGAACAAUCAGUCCCGGGAGAGCAACGAGCCUUCGAUGACGACUCGGGCGCAUUCCCUGAAGCCUCGGCAGACACAAUCAACCAAGGCCACCCGGAGACGGGCAGCUCGCCCAUUGCGCCAUCUCUUCCGCCUCCGGAGAGCAGCUCUGUACGCGUGGAAAUCCCCGAGUGUGCCCUUCUGACGCCUCGGUCCUACUACGAGCCUUUCGAACCACCUGUGCUCACAAUGCCUGAAUCGCAGGCUUUGGCAACGCUAGCUUCAGUCCGCAGACGGCUUCGAAAGCCCGCUGCUGAAUUCGUCGAGUAUAACCUCGACGAGUUCGCCGUCUAUUGUGACACGCAAACCUAUCCUUGCGAGAUGAGACCGUUGCACCAUCUUGAUACCAAGUUGCAACUCGGCGUCUUCUUCUUCGACGGCGUUUUAAGUGUUUGCGGUCAAAGCAGCAUCUUUGUGAGGCGCGUUCCCAUCUUCGCCAUGCCAAUCGACAACUACGGCGAUGUCUCCAAGCACACGGUUCAAGGCGACGUGUGGCUCCAAUCAGCACUCAACCGCCACCGAAACAUCUACUACAGGUUGGGCAAACCAGCAAAGGAGUACUCGCGCUUUUACCAUCCCUCGCUGUGGGUGGCCGACCUCGCGAAGCACUUUGUCGACUUCUUAAAGGUCAUGGAAGACCACAAGAGAAAAGUCUCCAUCCGCCUGUUCAGCACCACGUUUUGCACAUGGCUCAAGCGAAGACACAAGAACGCGCCGGCGUUUUUGAGGUGGCUCAAACAACAUCCGUGUGAGGAUUUCCGAACUGCCAUUGCCGCCAACCUCCCAUUUCUGCACAAGGAAGCCAUCGGCGUUCUCGGACCAGCGAGCACAUAUUUCCAUAUGAUAUGGUCUGAGACCUGGAACUUCAGUCGCUACAAAGUGCAGCCCGCCGCCGCCAGUCCUCGAACGGUCGUGACACAGUACACCUACGAUUGUUUUAAGCACAUGCCCUUUGGAGAUCAGCUGGAGGUGGUCCCAAUCAGCGCAAAGACUAAGAACCUGCGAAACAGGCUCAUCCGAGAGCGUCACUUGGAGUUGCCUGCUGCCCUCCACGAGUCCCCCAAAAGCGUAUCCACCGCGCCAGAUGCACGAAUCAAGAACAUCAAGCCAGGGGACACCAUUUCCACGCACCGAGACGGCGAGCAGUCGGGAACAAUGUGGAAACGUGAGGUUUCCAGGGAUUUCAACGACGUUGACCGGUGGUUCGCGCUGGUCCAGGAGGUGUAUACCCAGAAAGGUGGCAAGCGAGCCUUCGACGUCAUCUGGUACUAUCGGCCAGUCGACACGCUCUGUGGCUUGAUGAAGUACCCCUGGAAUAACGAGUUGUUUCUGUCGGACCAUUGCUCGUGCCCCGAAAAUCACAAGAUUGGCGAGGACGAGGUGCUGGGGGUCCACGAUGUCGAAUUUGGCGCGACUUCAGCGACAAACGCCGAGUUCUUUUGUCGGCAGACUUACGUCCAUGAGGAGCGCAAGUGGGUUACGUUGGACGCCCAGCACAGGUGGUGCGAGCACACGGGCCAGAAAAGCCGAUCGUCUCAAUACAGAACUGGAGACACCUUGCUGGUAUGCAUCGAUGCUGCGAGCGGCAUGUCCGAACCCUGCGAGCUCGUCAUCUCCUAUAUGGAACUCAGCAAGACCAUAUACCGGCUCCGAAGGCUGCUUCGACGCAUACAGGUCGAUCCACAAGCCCAGACUGCCCGCCCCAACGAGCUUGUGUACAGCGAGCUCUUCAUCGAAUGCGGAGAGAACCGGAUCGUCGGCCGCUGCCACGUCCGCUUCUUUGCGGUUGGUGCCACCAUCCCGCCUCCAUACGACCGUGAUGGGGUGGGUGGUUGCUUUUAUCUUGGCCACCAGCAAGUCGUGGACGAAGACGGUGUUUCGCGAUGUGUGCCCCUUGAAUCGGGGCCCACGACCAUGCGACAGGGCUACGAUCCGGAAAUGGAGAUGCCCAAACUCCGUGGAAUCGACCUAUUCUGCGGCGGCGGCAACUUCGGAAGGGGUCUCGAGGAAGGUGGUGGCAUCCAGAUGAACUGGGCGAACGACUACGACAGCAAGGCCAUGCACACGUACAUGGCCAACUUGCCGGAUCCAGAGGCAGUGACGCCCUUCCUCGGCUCCAUUGACGACUUGCAGCGCCUCGCCAUCAAGGGCAACUUUUCCAAGCGCGUUCCGGCCAUCGGCGACGUCGACUUCGUUUCCGCGGGCAGUCCGUGUCCGGGGUUUUCUCAGCUGACCAACGACAAGACGACGGUCCGGCAGCGCAAGAAUCAGUCUCUGGUGGCCGCCUUUGCAUCCUUUGUCGACCUCUACCGGCCCAAGUACGGCCUCUUGGAGAACGUCCCGGGCAUCGUACACAAGCAUGCCAACCGCGACCAGGACGUCUUCAGCCAGCUCAUUUGCGCCGCAGUCGGCCUCGGCUACCAGACGCAGUUUUUCUUCCUCGACGCCUCGUCCUGCGGGUCGCCCCAGCGCCGCUCCCGCGUCUUUCUCGCCUUCGCCGCGCCAGGCUACAAGCUCCCGGGCAAGCCUCUCAUGACGCACUCGCACCCCCCAAAGACGAGGUCUCAAGGCUUGGGAAUGCUGCCCACCGGCGAGCCAAUGGCGGUGAGGGAGAUGCCGCGGGCAACGCCCUUUAAGUUUGUCACCGCGGAGCAGGCGACGUCGGACCUGCCCGCAAUCCUAGAUGCGAAGCCAGAUAUAUGUGUCCCGUUUCCAGACCAUCGUGUCUCUCUGGGAAUAACGCGCAAACAGAGAACACGCAUCUCGCUCAUCCCGAAUCAACCCUGGGGCAUAAACUUUGCGCAGGCCUGGUUUGGUAUGGGCUCGAAGCGCGCCCCCGGUGCCGGGAUCCUGACACCCGCCGAGCACGCACUGUUUGUCCUGUCUAGACGUAAUGCGCCCACCGAGGGAAGAGACGCGAGCGAGGUUAAGUGCCGCCAAAGCCGCGUCGGCCCCACAGGCGACCUUUCCAAUGCUUACGGACGCCUCUACCCACACCGGCUUAUGGAGACAAUAGUCACGGCGAACAACCCGUGCGAUGGAAAGAACGGGCGCUCGCUGCACUGGCGCGAGGAUCGCAUCAUGACCAUCAUGGAGGCACGCCGCGCACAGGGCGUCCGCGACGACGAGGUGCUCCUGGGCAACCCGGCCACGCAGUACAAGAUUGUGGGCAACAGCGUGGCAAGGGAGGUGGCCGUUGCGCUGGGUAUUGUCUUCCGGGAGGCAUGGGCGGAGAGCCUCGAGGCGGGCGGCGGGUUUUCCGGUGAGCCGAUCAAGCUGGUGGACAAUGGCGAGAGCGUGGACGAGGCCGAGGCAAUGCUCGCAACAGAGCCCCCCGUGGUCAUGGUUGACGACGCGUCGGCCAUGUCGGAGCCGGCGCCGGGGCUCUGGUCCUCGUGCGGCAGUUCGACGCCCGCCACGACGAUAGCAUACCCUUCUCCCACGCCGAGCCAAGCCGGCACGGCUGGGGGCGUCAAACGGCAAAUGUCGCUCACCGUUGAAAUCCGCAGCCCCAAGCGACGUCGCAGUGAAUCGCCCAAGGGGGCCAAUGUCAUGGGCGAGCCCAGUCCACUUGGCAAGACGGUUGUCGCGCUCGACGAUGUGCAGCCUCUUGAGUAG
This is a messenger RNA of Hirsutella rhossiliensis, 3825 nucleotides long. Its product is annotated as c-5 cytosine-specific DNA methylase domain-containing protein. Gene Ontology annotation, cellular component: nucleus. The coding region runs from base 1 to 3825 and encodes 1274 amino acids. The transcript has a single exon. NCBI's taxonomy places the organism in Eukaryota, Fungi, Ascomycota, Sordariomycetes, Hypocreales, Ophiocordycipitaceae. Gene Ontology annotation, molecular function: methyltransferase activity; chromatin binding. The record is from RefSeq and is a predicted model, not a curated record.